Messenger RNA from Cydia strobilella, 3217 nucleotides. RefSeq lists its product as uncharacterized. Lineage: Eukaryota; Metazoa; Arthropoda; Insecta; Lepidoptera; Tortricidae. Bases 481 to 1575 code for a protein of 364 amino acids. The transcript is spliced from 5 exons. The record is from RefSeq and is a predicted model, not a curated record. Gene Ontology annotation, molecular function: sequence-specific DNA binding.
GUUGUGAUAGGUAUUUGUGAUGUUUACAUUUCUAUGAAAUGUCAAUUAAGUAAUUAUUAUUGCCGUAGUAUAAUCAAUAUCAAAUAAACAUUAACUUAUAUUAUAUCGUCGUAAAAACUGGCCCUACGGGUACUGAAUAAAUCCCGUUUGCUCACCAGUGCGAGCAGCGAGCACCGAGCAGCGAAGCGAGCUAGUCGUGAACAAAGAAUAGUAUUAGAAUAUAGAGAUGGUCACGAACCUAAUUGCGAAGUGGACAGUUAUUAGCUUGUCUUAGUCACGCAGCUGACGCAGCUUAAUAUAAAAAUGCCCAGUUGCGCCGCAAAAGGGUGCAAAAACUGAUAGAAAAGUUCUAAAGAAAGAUGGGAUCACAUUUCAUCGCGUUUGAACAAGGGAGUGCACGGGACGUGUCGAGUCACCAUCGCGUUACCCUCGCGUGAGUUACCAACGAGCGAGUCACUAACUUGAGCAAGAGUGUCCAAGAUGCCGUCGUGCGUGAUGCGAUGGUGCAGCAACUACCCGCAAACAGCUAACAAAGCAGCCGGCGUCACAUAUCAUUCGUUCCCAAGUAAAAAAUCAAUGCGCCAAAAAUGGACUGAGAUAAUCCGCGAGCAUCGAAGCGACCCAGACUGGAUGCCUUCGAGACACAGCAGAGUUUGUUCGCAACAUUUCGACGAGAAAGCCAAAUAUCUCACGCCGAAAGGCAUCGCCAAACUUAAUAGCACAGCUGUUCCUGUUUUAAAGAUGAGUAGGCGGGACGCAGGCUCCGUCCGGUCGAAAGCUCCGAAACCUUUUUCCUGGCUGGACCCAGAUAGCUCUGAUCAAGAAGUGACCAAUGACGAGUGGGUACCACUAGUGUCCCGCCUCGAGCAGUGUCGCUUCUGCGGCGACUUCUCCAAGACCUGCCUCUACAUCAAAAACAAGCCUUACGUCAAUAACAAUAAGACCGAAUUUACCUUAAACGGUAUUUGUGUAAACCUAGACUUUAGUAAUGAUCACUUGCCUAAGACUGUUUGUAGAGAUUGUGAUGUUAAGUUACAAGAGAUAGCAGAUUUCGUUAAUGUAGUCAAAGCAGCUCAGGAUUCGCUUAUCAAUGUUACUGAUAAAGGAAAUCAAGAAGAUAAGAGUAAAGAGAGUGAAGAUGAAAAUACUAUAGUUAUUAAAAUUGAACAUGAAUCACUAACACCUGAACAAGUUAAUGCAAAUGAUGAAGUUGGUGAUGAUACGAAUGAAGCUGAAGUAAUAAAAGUAGCUGAAGACACAAUUAAGUUUAGUAAUAAAAGGAAAGUUAAAGUGGACGCUGAUAGAAAACUGAAGAAAGCUAAAGUCACUAAAAGACAAUGCAAAAAUGAAGGUUCACUUGACAAUGCAGUUAAUAAUGAUGAAAAGCUUGUUUUUAUAGUUGAAAAAACAGUUGAAAUAGGUUCAACUAGAAUACAAAAGAAGCCUAAAGUUAAUAAGGAUAGAUUAAAUGAAAUCUACAUUGAAAUUGAGGUAAAAGAAGAAAUCAUUGAGAGGAAUGAUAUAUGUGAUACAGGAGAAGAAUCUGAAGUUAGUAACAACAAAGAUUUAACCUAGUAAAUCAUAAUCAUAAUAUGCAGUUUAUGUGUUACAUAUACAUAACAGACUUUUCGUCAUAUCUGUGCGAGUCAAAAAAGUGUAUAGGCGUUUUUGAUAUCUUAAGAGGCCGUAGUCGAUUUUGGAGCAAAAAUGUAAAAUUGAUAGAUUUAGACGUUGAAAUUAUACACGUUUUAUUACGUAAUAUCUAAGUAACAAGUAUUGGUUUCUAUUAGCACGUCUUCUCAUCUUGCCUUUUAAUAAUGAGGUCGCGAGCGUGCGUCGCCGGUAAUAUAUGAAGAGGGGGCAGUUUUUAAAAAUUCAUCAAAAAAUUAUGGUGGUAAAUUAUACAAAUUGAUGUAUAAGAAUAGUUUCAGCAAAUGUUGUAGAUUGUUUAAGUAUCAAAAUUACGUUGAAAUUAAGUCGAUUUUCAGAGAAAUUGUCACUUGUUUUGAAGUAAUUUCUGGAGAAAAUUGUAUACGUUUAACUUUCAUUUCCUCAUAUAACAAAAAUGUAAUCUGGUAAAAGUCAAGUACAGAAUAUGUGUAAUACAAAUUUACCAUUUUUAGCAGUCCAAACUUUACGAAAUUUACAAAUAAGAGCGACAAAAUCAGUACUUUACGCGCGUUUACCUAAACGUCCAUCAGAAACAAAAUCAUUACUAAUUUAGUUAGUCUGUUUUCAAAAAAAUGAUCUAAUAAAAGGCAAGAUAAGAAGACGUGCUAAUAGAAACCAGUACUUAUUAUUUCAAUUAGGUAACAAAAGGUGUACAAUUUCACCGACUAAAUCUAUCAAUUUUACAUUUUUGCGACUAAAAUCGACACCGGCCUCUUAAUAUAAGUAGGGGAAAGGUGUACAAGUUGAUCCCAUUAAGCGAGAUUUGUCGUAAAAUCCCAGGUGUUUAAGAUGAUCACUUCAUAGGGUUUAAAAAAAACUAAAUAUUGUAAUGAAUCCUUAAUAAAUUUAAUAUUUGUUGUUUCACAAUGGAAAUAUAGAUAAAACUGCUAGUAAUAAACGUUAACACUUUUGGACUACAAGUUAAAAUAAUGAUUUUACGACAAAUCUCGCUUAAUGGGAUCAACUUGUACACCUUUCCCCUACGUGAGUAGGGAGGAAUUGCCGUUUCUGCCUCAGUGACGUCAUCAUGACGUCAUGACGUCAUCACGUGACGUAACCUCAUGAUGUCAUCACAGCCCCCCUCACCCCCCCCCCCCCCCUUUUGUGAAGACCAAUGCUGAAGGUGAAGUGAUACGUGAUCUAAAGACAUUCAACACUAAAAACGUGGUUAUGCAUAAAUACUGUAUGAAUUUUCCGACUUAUUUUGAAGAAAUAUCCAUGAAUAUUUCCAAAAAGUGCGAGGAUUUUCAGGAGCGCGAUCACAGAUUAAUAAAUAGUUACUACGUAACAGAUACAUCAUUCCCAUACAAAAGCGAAAAUACCUACGCUAUAAUAGCCUAAAAAAUCUUAAUAAUAAUACCUGCUGCUCAGGACGAGAAGAAAUGUACCAUAAGUACGCGAACAAAGAGUCGAGACUGCCUUGCUCGCCGUGCGAGUCACGUGCCAACGCGUCAUCGUAAGAAUGCGCUAGGGUUGUACUGUUACUUAUGUUAUUAUUGUAAUAAAACAAAUGUUGCGAAUCAACCAUAUUUUUUAUUAGUCAAUC